AAAAAUGGAUGGACCUAGAAAAGGAGACGGAGAGAAUAUAAAGGUUGCCAUUGCUGUUACAUUUAUAAGUCUUGUGCGUUUGAUUUGAAAAAGGCACAAUUAAAAGGAGUAAUUUGUGACAAGGAUCAAAUUCCAGGGUUUUCUUUAUAAUCAUCGCCGCAUAUAUCCAUUUUUUACGCAAUCAGGACCAGCCCAGAAUCACGCAGCGUCAACAAACAUCAUUCAAAUGGAAAGCAAAGGCACUGGUGUCAUGAGGAAACGUGUCAAGCUAACUGUGGAAGACACAGUACCAAUUGAAGGAGGAAAAGCUCUUGAUGAGAUUGUUGAAGAAGAAACUGGCAUCCAUCCUGUGGUAUCUGAGCAGAUGGAGCUUGAAAUCGGUCACAUUCUUGAAAAGAUCAAUCGCUUUACUCAGCUGGUAUCCGAGUUACUUGAAUCAGGGAAGUCACUUCUAAAGGAGCUCAGUAAUGAAUUUGAAGAACGUGUGAUUUUAGUACACAAGGAACAGAUAGACAAAUGGCAGGAGGAGAUCAAGGAAUUGCGUAUGCUUGAUGCUUCAAAUGAGGAUGUCAAUGCUCUUUUGCACAAUGCUCAAUAUCUGCUUCAAAAUGUUCAUUCUGAUUCCUGAAGUUAGGACAAUGAUGCUUGCAUAGGAUGGCUUAUUUUCUAACGCAAAUAGUGGUAAAUGUUUACUAGUUCAAACAACAAAUUGCAAGGAUUUAGGUUUGAAGCAUUUGUUCGGUAGAACUCAUACGUGAGUUUUCUUUUCUUUGCCUUUUCUUACUUCAAAAUCUGUUGUUGACUGCUCUAUGAAGAACCAGACAGAUUCAAUUGAUUGGUACUUUGGUGGUUACCUACUGACGCCUUAAUCAGAUGCUUAAACCUGUUAAAUCUUCCUCUCGUUUAAGAUC
This is a messenger RNA of Rhododendron vialii, 911 nucleotides long. RefSeq lists its product as uncharacterized. Lineage: Eukaryota; Viridiplantae; Streptophyta; Magnoliopsida; Ericales; Ericaceae. The transcript is spliced from 6 exons. Bases 227 to 628 code for a protein of 133 amino acids. The record is from RefSeq and is a predicted model, not a curated record.